GAAUGUGAAUACUAAAAUGGCGUAUGAUGGAGACAUCACCUUCCUUCGAUCUUAUUUUCAUCUAUCUUAUGUUAUUUCUACGGUCCUCGUUACAUGAUAAAAGAAAAAGAAAAGUGUGUGUAUAAAGUAUUAAUAUGAAUUGUGAACAAUAAAGAAAAUUGAUCGAAAAGUAUUUUUCUUUAGACAAUCGAGACGUCAAUUGACACUUCAUGUUAGUUAUUUAUAUUCAUAGUGAUUCCUAUACGAGAUGCCGAAAGUACGAAGAAGUAAAAGAUCUCCACCUGAUGGCUGGGAAUUAAUUGAACCUACAUUAGAAGAGCUGGAACAAAAGAUGCGCGAAGCUGAAACAGAGCCACACGAAGGUAAACGUAAACAGGAAUCUUUAUGGCCAAUAUUUAAAAUUCAUCAUCAAAAAUCAAGAUAUAUAUAUGAUUUAUUUUAUAGACGAAAAGCUAUUAGUCGUGAAUUGUAUGACUAUUGUUUGAAUGAAAACAUAGCAGACAAAAAUCUUAUAGCAAAAUGGAAAAAAGUUGGAUAUGAAAACUUAUGUUGUUUACGUUGCAUACAAACACGAGAUACUAAUUUUGGUACGAAUUGUAUUUGUCGUGUACCAAAAGGCAAGUUAGAAGAAGGUAGAAUAGUGGAAUGUAUACAUUGCGGCUGCAGAGGAUGUUCUGGUUGAUAUGUACCUUUAUUGAUUAAGAUAUUAUAAGAUAUUAUAAGAGUUAAUAAUAAUAAUAAUAAUAAUAAUAUUAAUCAGUUAUUGCUUUGUACCUAUCAACUUAAGUUACUUUUUUAUUUCUUAUAAUUAAGUUAUGCUUUCUUAUAUAUUGAUGUAUUAUUUUGCAUAUUAUUCAUCAUAGUAUCAAUAAUUAAAAACAAUAGUAAAAAAUUAUAAUGAAGAAGAUAGUAAUGAAAUGAAAAUAAUUUUAUUGCUUACUCUAAACGAUGUAGACGGUCGAAAACGCUUAAAAUUCUAUCGCGAUAUGUCUAAUGUCGAAUGCACCCAUUAUUGUUCUAAUAACUAAGAUAAUUGAACUCACUCUCAAAAAUAUUAAAAUUACAUAACGGCUGUCAGUUAUAUUUCCAUAAAUUAUCGAUUGUUAUAAAUAAGACAUUUCGUUAAAAAUAAUUACACUUUUCGAAAUUUUUAUUUCAACUUAUUACUGAUAAAGUACUUACG
Messenger RNA from Vespa mandarinia (Asian giant hornet), 1183 nucleotides. RefSeq names its product BUD31-like protein (gene l(1)10Bb). Lineage: Eukaryota; Metazoa; Arthropoda; Insecta; Hymenoptera; Vespidae. Gene Ontology annotation, cellular component: spliceosomal complex; nucleus. Gene Ontology annotation, biological process: mRNA splicing, via spliceosome. The record is from RefSeq and is a predicted model, not a curated record.